GGAAGAGACCAAAGAGCCUGUUAGCUGCUGUUCAAGGUUGUUCUCUUAUUUCCUCAUUUUUACCUAUUCACACUUUACCGGAGCAUUGCGUUAUUCAGAUUAUCAAUCACCUGUUUCGACAGCACUGAUGUUGCAAGAAACUCUGCUGCGAGUGUUUGUGGUAGCUCUGGGUCUCCUCAUGUGUCCAAGGGACGACCAUGUAGUUGAGGACUGGGAUGACAGCAUCGCAGUGGGGAUGCAAAAGCAUGAAGCAAGGCUGCUGAGAGAGGAAGAGAAAUUGGACCAGGAAAUGGCACCUGUCAGCGAGGAAAUGACACAUUCUGACAAUGAAGGGCCUCAAGAUGACAUGAAAAACCUUCCAGAGGAAGAGAAUCAGCCCAAUCAACAUGUCACCAAAAAAGAUAAAACGUCAAAUGUGACUGUCACCGACCAAGACUCAGAAGACAGCAGUGCUGAUCACAUAUCCCCAGAGGAACAAACCGUAGCUAAAUCUGAUCCAAGUCUGCCACAAAAAUAUGACAGUGAACCUGAGACUGCUCUGAAGACUUUACAAGCCAGGGAUGCCCAGACUGAUAGCUCCUUUAGAGACCCAGACAGACCACAAGGGCAAAACAAAAAGCUUGAGGAUAAGGAAACGUUCAAGUCCAAAGAAGAGGAAGCACCUCUUUCACGCAUCCACACCAAGACAUCAGAAAAUGAAACUUCAAAGAACAUCUUCGCUGAGUGGUGGAGGGAUUCCCUUGGGUAUAUGUGGAAGAUAUUCUCCUUCAUUUCCAUGAUCCGCAUCUUUAAGAGGUAUCUUAGCAGAAAGUCGCAAAUCAAACAAAAGAUGACCCCUACUUCCUCAGCGACAUGCACUGCUGCUGAAGUGCGGCUACCUGAAGUCGGCACUUUGUGGCAGUUUUAUGCUAAAUGUGUUCAAGUUUCAUCAGAGAAGAAGUGGAGGAAGGAUGAGUUUUUGGAAGGAUUUGGAAAUGAUCUGUUAGAAGCCAUGAGAACCAUCAGUGAUAAAAAUGGCGGUAUGGUGAUUGAAGAUUUUGAGAUAUUGAACAUGUCUGACAUAAUCAUACCAUUUAACCCACCAGAGCCAUACAGGUUUCAGUAUAUCCUCUGGAACAACCAAACCAGUGACCCGUUGUCGGAUAUGCAGGUCUGUGGUCAAAUAAAAUUGUUGGAAAAUAGGAAUAUCCAAAAUGGCUGCCCCUGUCAGUCCUCUGAUGCGGGUGAUGACAUGGUUUGUCUGCUGCAUUGUGACAGCGAGAAAAUAAAGACGAAACCAACAGAUGCUUGUGAUGGCCCUCUUUGCUCCAAGAACACUCCUUUCCUGUCAAAAUCACAGGUGACCAGAUGGUUUCAGGGCACCAUCAAACAAGCAUGGGCGCAGAUUUCACACAAGUACGAGUUUGAGCUCAACAUUCGCUACAUCGACGCUCCGGGUACUCUGGCCAUUCGAUUCAGAUCGGGGAAGAAGAUCAACUUCACUAUGAAUCCUGUGCUUAGAUUCAACAAUGACGCCUAUUUCUUCAUUACACCUUGGUCCUCAAACGAUUCGGACACUUUCUGGACUCUCUCACUGACUUCCUAUGAAGACCAUCUCCUAGAGCACCUCUCUAAACGCCUGCCUAAAAACUCCUGCCACAUUCAAGUUCUUGAAAUUGUACGUUUCCUCCUCAAGAGACAAACAGCGUUGUCAGGAAGUAGUGCUCUGAAGGACUGUCAUUUCAAAACUGCACUAAUGCAUCUGCUUUUGACGAAAGACCCAUCACAGUGGAAACCAAAGUGUGUGGAUCUGAGACUACGAGACUUGCUGGCCUUCAUGGAGAGGAGCCUUGAGAGGAAGCUGCUGAACCACAUUCUUAUCGGCAACCCGUUAACUGAGGUUAUUGAACUGCCUGCUGAGUUCACCAAAGCAAAGCCGGUGAAUCUCUUCCAUCCCCUUGUGGUGCACAACUGCAUAUACAGACAUGCUGUGAUACAUUUCCAGGAGAUGCUUAAAAAUGCUCAAAUACUGAUAGAUGAUUAUGUUGUGAAGUGUACUCAAAGUGCCAACUGCUCCAUUUAAGAAAAACAAAA
This is a messenger RNA of Stegastes partitus (bicolor damselfish), 2073 nucleotides long. RefSeq names its product inositol 1,4,5-trisphosphate receptor-interacting protein. Gene Ontology annotation, cellular component: membrane. Bases 128 to 2062 code for a protein of 644 amino acids. The record is from RefSeq and is a predicted model, not a curated record. The transcript is spliced from 2 exons. Lineage: Eukaryota; Metazoa; Chordata; Actinopteri; Pomacentridae.